CGAAAGAUCUCCGUUAUGUCGGAAUCCACGGAUCCCAAGGAUGGGCAUGGCGCUCCCCUCCUUUAAGAUCCUUCUCUUUCACUUGGCCGUCACGAUUUUUUGUCGCUCUAGUAGCUACAGGCAGCAAGCAGUUAGUGUACGUUCGGCUACGUUAUCACAGUUCAAUAUAAUCUCGCUUACAUAUUUCAUCUGUAAUAAUUUUCUCUUUGAUGUAAGAGAUAAAAUAAGGAACAAAUACAUGAUAACUUAUUCGUGAAAGAUUUACCUCCUUGUAUAUUCCCGCAGUUUAAGUAAUUACGAAAACAAAACUGCCAAUCUGGAUGAUUUGAUUCGGUUCAAUAAUAAUAAUGAAUGUGUAGUGAUCUAUAUGUGUAUAUGUGUUUUUAUGUGCGUUUUAUGUGUGUUAUUAAAAUAUGUCUAUGCGAAUGGUAAUACUGAUUAAUUGACUAACAACAGUGGAUCAAUUGGUAACCGUAAAGAAUUCACUUCUGCCACUGCAAGGUGUUAUAAUGUUUUCAUAUUUGUUAACGAUUUUCCUAUUGUGGAAUAAUCUUUCGUUGAAUCAAGCACAAUGGAAACCCUGCAUUGAGUUGAAACAGGACCUUGUGGUGCCUUGCAAGUGUGCCAUAUCUAUUGAUUAUCCAUCAUUAAUUGAAAUGGAUUGCGAUCGAGUAAUUUUUACGCGUGAUACCAUAAACAUUUUACAUAAUCAGCCGAUCGUAUCGAUCAGCCAAAGGAACUGUGGCUACCAGAGUUUACCGGAAGAUUUAAUUAAUUCCGGUUUAAAUCUCAGGAAACUUGAUCUGUCGAACAAUCUAAUAUAUCGGCUAAUGGAUCAUGUUCUGCACUUACAAAAUGAACUACAUGAGCUUCAACUCGCCAAUAAUCUAUUGGGUGACAGUUUAAACCCAAUUUUUUCCAGCAACGAAUUUCAUGACAUGAAAAAACUCAAAAUACUCGAUCUCAGUAGAAAUGGUCUCAGAAAUAUUGAGGAAGGAAUUUUAAAAGGAUGCACUAAUUUAGAGGAACUAUAUCUUGAUGGUAACAAUUUAACUGCGGUACCUACUGUAUCCUUGAAAGGCCCACGUGCAAUUAAAGUGUUAUCCUUGGCCCAAAAUAAUAUCGGUUUUCUUCCACGAGAUUCUUUCAUAACUUUAAGCGAAUCAUUAUUGCGAUUGGAUCUUAGCUACAAUGAAUUAUCUUACAUGGAAGACAAUGCUCUUUUCAAUCUUCAACAUUUAUUGUUUCUAAACAUCUCCUAUAAUUCUCUUAGUCGCUUCAACAGCGAUGUUUUCAAAAAUAUAUUCAAUCUACUUCAGUUGGAUCUCUCAGCUAAUUUUUUCCAGGAGUUUCCCACCAACGCGCUAAGACAUUUAACAUAUUUAAAAUUCCUGAAUAUUUCCAAUAAUCUGAUUACUGAAAUUGAACAAACACACUUAUCACACUUGACUGAACUAGAAAUAUUGGACCUUAGCCGAAAUAAUAUAGGCCAGCUCGGAAUUAAUACGUUUUCCAAUCUUUCCGCCCUCACUACAUUAGAUCUAAGCCUUAAUGCACUACGCACGAUCGAAGAAUCAUCUUUUGAGGGCUUGACAAAAUUGAAAUGGCUAUCUUUAGAAGACAACAACAUUUUACUAGUACCAGCUUCAGCACUCAUGCGAUUACCAUCGUUGGCACACUUGAACCUGCAAUUUAAUCGCAUUGCCGCACUUUCCAUCGAAUUAAUUCAUGCCACAUCGACGAAUCUUGUGACUCUGGGCUUGUCACACAAUCUAAUACGCGAGAUACAACCCAAAUUGUUCUAUAACUUCGAACAUCUUAUCAAUAUCGAACUCUCCGACAAUAUGCUGUCAGCCGUUUCACAAAAUGCAUUCGCUGGUUUAGAAGAUAUCUUGUUGAAUCUCGAUAUAUCAUAUAAUCGAUUAACAACUAUUACUGAAUUGGCAUUGAGAAAUUUGCUCUCGCUGAAUCUGGCAGGUAACCAAUUAAAACGAUUGACGCCUGAAACGUUCAAAUACUUACAUAAAUUGAAGUAUUUAAAUCUUAGUAGCAAUCCCUUAUACGGCGGCUUCCCACCAAUUUUUCCUUCAUCCUUAAUCAAUCUCGACAUAUCGUAUACAGAGCUUAAGAUUCUGCCGGCCGUAUUGCUGUUGAAUCUGGAAUCAUUGGAGAAAGUCUUUCUUUCUGGCAAUCAGCUACAAGAAAUCAAUGAAGGCACUUUCCAGCAUCUCUAUAAUCUCACAACAAUUGAUCUUUCGUACAAUGCCAUCGAGCGCAUAGACAUUGGCGCCUUUAUCAAUCUCAUUAAUCUUUAUUCAUUAAAUUUAUGUGGUAAUAAGCUCACGUUAUUCAUUGGUGAGCACUUCAACACCGGCACUGGCUUGGAAAUUCUCGAUUUAUCAAAUAAUCGUAUUAAUCAACUCUCUCCGACAGCCUUCAUGAUCCAUCCAAGGCUCACACGGCUUGAUCUCUCAAACAAUCAAUUUGUCCAGUUUCCGAGUAACUUUAUCAAGCCAUUACAGUUUUUAAAAUGGCUGAAUUUAUCUGGGAACAUGUUGCGUCACGUAAACGAAUUCGCUUUCUCACAUAUGGAAAGAUUACGCGAUCUGGAUCUCUCCAAUAACAGAAUUGAAUCGAUAGAUGAAUUGGCCUUUCACAACUCUACGCAGCUUCAAUUAUUGGAUUUAUGUAACAAUAUUUUAGAAACGCUGAACGAGCGCUCUAUGGAAGGUCUGUUUCGAUUAGAAUUUUUGAAUUUAUGUAAUAAUCGACUCACUUCGCUGCCGGAGACCAUCUUCGAACCAUUGAGGAUUCACGACAUUGAGAGGAUUGAUCUUUCUGGCAAUCGUUUUAAUGAGAUACCAAUCCGCGCUCUGCAACGACAAUCGGCAUCACUGUUCAAUUUAAAAAUAGCUCGCAACCGUAUAGUAGAGAUAUUCACGCAAGUCAUUAUCAACAAUGUGAAAGAACUUGAUCUUUCUGAGAAUCCAUUGAGCGAAAACGCGAUACAUAGCAUUCUAGGUGAGGCAAAGAUUCUGCGAUCAUUGAAUCUCGCCGAUACAGGUAUCAAAACUAUUUCCAGGCUAGAGAUGCCAUUCCUGAAACAUUUGAAUCUCUCAGGCAACGCAAUCAUGGACAUCAAACCGAUCACUUUGGAGCGCAUUACGAUGCUAGAGAGCCUAGAUUUGUCGAGAAAUCAUUUGACAGAUUUCACAAAUUUGACUAGUAGUUUUAAAACUUUAACCGUACUCCAGAAUCUAGAUAUUUCUAAUAAUGAAAUAAUAAACAUCAAGGAAAGUAGUUUUGAUGGAUUGGUCAUGCUACGCUCCUUAAAAAUGGCAAACUUAACGAAUAGUACCAGAAUUGAGAAAAACGCAUUUAAAUCGCUGAAGAAAUUACGAUUUUUAUAUGCUUACAAUUAUCCUAAGUUAGGUUACUUCGAUGUACAAGGUAUUUUGAAAGAUAUAACAAAUCUAGAAACGUUGGACAUCGAGAUUAAAGACUCAUCAAUAGCCAAUGAGCAGCUAUCAAUACACACUCAUCCUCGUCUGCGAGAAUUAACAUUGCGAGGGGAAAAACUACGUAGUAUUCUCACGAGCUCGCUAGCUGGUGUGCGAGGAUCAAGAUUGUUUCUAGGUUUAAAGAAUACUUCUGUAAACUCUAUACCGGCUGCUCUCUUCUUUCCGGUACCACGUUCUACUAAGAUUGAAUUAGACAUUUCCGGCAGCAAGUUCACUAAUUUAUCAACUCAGUUAUUAGCCGCUUUGGAUGAACGCAGAGGUUCCGUAAGAAUUAGCGGAUUAAAUAAUAACCCGAUCAAUUGCAGUUGCGAGGCAAAAUAUCUAUGGAGAUGGCUUCAGUUAUCAGGCAAUAAAGCGCCUAUUGUUAUUUGUGUUAAUCCUAAACAUCUCGAGGGUGUAAUGCUGAAUGAUCUUACAAAAGAGAAUUACUUAUGCAAUCACACGAUAACAAAAUCGCAGGUGACGGAAACCACACUAUUGAUGAAAUCAACAACGCACGAACCAGAAAUCAUUUGGACUAUCGCACCAAUGGUGCAAAAUAAUCGAAACAAACAUAUUGAUUAUACAAAUGCGUCCACGAUGGGUAAUAUUUCAAGCACUGAUGAUACCCUCAUUAUCAGCAUCAUUGGCGGCAUAGUGGCAUUCAUUGCGAUCAUUGUUAUUGCAAUUUGCAUCUGCCGACUGCGAUGGAACAAUCAAAUGCAAGAAACAAGAAUGACAACGAUAGGAGCAUCAAUCAUUCCCGAGGAGUCAAUGAUCCCUGAGACAUCAAUUAUACGACCGACAAAUUCCUACUCAGGCAAGAUUAAUCAUCAUGAUCUAUACGUAGGCUCGUAUAAUAGCUCAACUUUAGAUCGCGGCAGUAAUGGUUCAGUGCUACUGACUACUCCUGUGCAGAUGAUGCCCUAUACGCAAUCGAUGCACAUGAUGCAUGCUAUAAAUCCGUCCUCGCCUUCACUAUCUACGCAACAAAUCUAUGAAUAUUAUGACAAUCCACCACUUCCUAUAUAUGUUACAGAGAGCAAGAUAGACAAAUAAUUGAUGUAGAGACAUUGAUUACAGAAUAUCAUAAAUAUUUAAAAAAAACAUAAAAAAUAAAAAAAGAUUUGUAUAUAUGUGUGGUAUAUGUGGAUCUCCUCUUUUCUCUCUCUCUCUGUUUAUCUGCGCACGCGCGCUUAUAUGUGUGUGUGUGUGUACGCGCGUGCACGCGCGUGCGAAAUUUGUACGAAACAAUUCUUUAUUUAUAAUAACAUUAAUGAGAUAAAAUACAGGCCAAUUGAAACUAAAAAUAAUGUAUAAUUAUAAUACUGUAAAAAAAUUAUCUUUUGUGCGAUGUAUAUGAUGAUAAUCCCCAAAAACUUACCUUUUUAAAAAAAGGUAAAAAAAUGGCGCCAAGUUCAUGCACUAAUUGUAUCCAACUGUCAUAUUGUCUACAAAAAUAGUGAUAUAAAAAAAUUGCGUCAACUAAGAAUAAAAAUUUGUACAAGAUAAAUAGUAAAAAAAAUUUUAAUUAAAAAUACUUGGCGCUUAUUGAAAUCCGAUAAUCUAAGUUACUCUCAACUGUCCGACUCGCGUAUAGAUACACGGAGUGCCGCGCAACGCUUCGCAUGAACUUGGCGCGAGACACUACCGUGUCUCUUGAUUCCGAUUACAAUCUUAAUAUUUAUUCUGCUUAAAAACAAAACAAACUCGUGAAAGAGCGGUGAAUGAAAUUUAAUCAUUAGAGGAGACGUAUAAAAUUAAGGCGGUCUAAAAACUAAUGUCUAGUUUGACGGCACAAUUAUUUUUAAUAAACAAGUCACAUUAUUUACAAUUAUUUACAAUUAUUUUACAAUUAUUUAUACAUAGUUAUUUAUACAUAAUAGUUAUUUAUCUAUAGUAAUACAUAGUAUACGUAGUAGUUAUACAUAAUUUAUAGUUAUAUUAAUUAUAUGUAAUUGCUACGAGAACAAAGUAAUUCAGCAAGAUGCAGCGAAACUCUCGAAAACCAUACGAAAUAAUAGUAAUGUAGUGAUUGUAUUGAUAUACUGUGCAGUAAUACGCAAUGCUUUUUCUGGAUUAUACUUUUAUAUAAGACUGCCAUUUGAGAGAGAUACAAAACUAUUGUGAAAACUACAUAUUUGCGCUAUAGAUUUUUAACAGAAUAAUUUAAAUUGCUUUGUAACUUUAGAUCUUUUUCAAAAUCUUAAUUAUUUUGAAGUUGAUUAGCAGAGUUUGUUAUCAUAGGCAUCCACUAGCUGACCACCGAGAUAGUUUACGAUUAAACGCCAGAGCCGUUCGAUUCUGCCGCGAUAGGCGCAUGGGGACAUUAAGAUCGGUAUUUAUAGUAUAUUCUUAUAUUUAAAAUCAUCUUAAGUUUGUGCUUGGGUCAUCUUCUAUUCAAUCAAUGAAAUGACCGUAUGAGCAUCUUAAAACAUAAGAUGGUCUUAUGGAAAUAAGAAUGGACUAUGAAUAUGGCCUAAGCCAUUUUUAGCGAAAGCGAUUCACUCGCGUUCAGGGCGCGUCAUUGGCGCGCCAAAUAUGAACGUGUCUGUUUUGUUUCGUUACUACAGCUACUAUAUUGAAUUAUAAUAUCAGAAGCAAAAAAUAAAUUUUUUUAUUACAGAAUAAUGUUGAAAAUUAGUUUUCACACACA
Molecule: messenger RNA, 6156 nt
Organism: Camponotus floridanus (Florida carpenter ant)
Lineage: Eukaryota; Metazoa; Arthropoda; Insecta; Hymenoptera; Formicidae
Product: protein artichoke
Exons: 8
Coding region: 510-4559 (1349 amino acids)
Cellular component (GO): extracellular matrix
Molecular function (GO): protein binding
Source: RefSeq, a predicted model, not a curated record